Drosophila ananassae is the source of this 3283-nucleotide messenger RNA. RefSeq names its product SAFB-like transcription modulator (gene Saf-B). The coding region runs from base 190 to 3048 and encodes 952 amino acids. The transcript is spliced from 9 exons. The record is from RefSeq and is a predicted model, not a curated record. Lineage: Eukaryota; Metazoa; Arthropoda; Insecta; Diptera; Drosophilidae. Gene Ontology annotation, cellular component: nucleus. Gene Ontology annotation, molecular function: sequence-specific DNA binding; RNA binding. Gene Ontology annotation, biological process: regulation of mRNA processing; regulation of transcription by RNA polymerase II.
UUUUCCCCAGUCAGUUGACAACCCUAUUCGUGUAUGUAUAAGUUCGUCUGGCUAUUUGACAAGCGAUUUUUCACACGUUGCCCGACGAGCUGAGAAAAUUUUAUUCAAGACAAAUUUCCCCGGUUUUCGAGGCGUGCAAGUGGUUUUUAAACAUCUAAAUACUGACCCAGUGAUCUAAAGCAAUUGAGAAUGCCGGAAACAGGCAAGAAAAUAAGCGAGUUGCGCGUGUGCGACUUGAAGGCAGAGUUGGAAAAGCGCAAGCUGGAGACGGUGGGCCCGAAGGCGGCGCUCAUCGACCGCCUGGAAAAGGCAUUAAAAGAGGAGGGCCAUGACCCGGCUACUCACCAGAUUACUGUUGGGGUUAGAGGCAAGAAGCCCCUCCCAAUGCCCAUGAAGGAGCCUCUGGCCGACAUUAAGAUCAAGGAGGAGCCCCUCGACGUCGAGGAGGAGGAGCACACUCAGCAGGGGGAUGACUACGAGAACGGCAGCGACUUUGCCCAUCACGCCGAUGAAGAUGGGCACGAGAUCGACCAGGUGGGCGAUGUUGACGAUGUGUGUGUGAUUCUCGAUGACGAUGAUGAGGAGGACGAAGAGGAAUACGACGAAGAGAAUCAGAAUGGUGAUGGCGAGGGAGAGGCCGAGGCCGAGGGGGAGGCUCAGGAGGAGGCCGAGAACAAUGGCACCGCUGGCAUUCAGGGAGAGGAGGAGAAUACCGGCGAUACCGUCAACAUGGACAACGACGAGUCCAUCAACCUAACAAUUGGUGAGGACGAACAGAAGCUGCUCCACGACGAGGCUCCCGACGACAAGUCUAUUAAAUCGGUUAAACCGGCUGCCAAGUCCAGCUCCAAAGACGCCGAUAAGAAGAGUGACGAGAGCGCGCGCUCCAAGAAAAAGGAUGAGAAAACUUCUGACAAACGAGAUGCCAGCGAUUCAAAAUCUGGAAAAUCUUCGAACCAAAAGGACGACAAAGAAAAAUCAUCGACAGCAGCAGCAGUUGGUGCCUCAUCGAGUGCCACUGGCAGCAAGUCCGGAUCCGGUUCGGGUUCCGGCUCAGGAUCAGGAUCGAACGCAGGCACUGGUGGCGGGGCUGCCUCCAACUCAAGCAACAGCAAUAAGCAGUCGACGCUGUCGCGCAAUCUUUGGGUCUCCGGCCUAUCCACAUUGACGCGGGCCAGCGACCUGAAGGCGAUCUUUUCCAAGUUCGGCAAGGUGAUCGGCGCCAAGGUGGUAACCAACACUCGCACCCCGGGUACCCGGUGCUACGGAUACGUGACAAUGUCCUCCUCUGGGGAUGCCUCUCGUUGCAUCGAUAACUUGCAUCGUACCGAGCUGCACGGACGUAUCAUUUCAGUGGAGCGCACCAAGAACGAGAUUGGCGGAACCUCCAGCACCAAGGAUGGCAAAGGCAAGACCCAAGGGGACUCCUCCAGCAAGAAGAAGGAUGAGAAGUCCAGCAACAGCAAGGGCGCCAGCUCUGGCACCGAUGACAAGAAGGGCGGCGAUGGAAGCAGCGGAGCCGGCGGCGGUGGCGGCGACGACAAGUCCAACAGUGGCGACUCCAAGCGUGAGGGCAAGGGUGAGGGUAGCAACACUAGCAGGGAUCGCAGCAAGCGGGACAAGUCCGCCGUCAGUCAGGACCGGCAGCGCCACGAUCGCGAGCGGUCUGGUCACAAUCGUGUCAACGGGCGUAAUCCCCGUGACGUGGAUCGUGAGAUCCAGCAGCGGCAGCGGGUGCGCGAGCGGCGCCAACGCGAGAUGCUGUCCUACCAGAAGAUCCGGGAGGAACGCGAACGCCAGCGUUUGAGGGAGAGGGAACGGGAACUGCGCGAGGAGGAGCGCAGGCGGCGGGAGGCACGCGAACGCCAGCGCCUUGAGGAGGAACGUCUGGCCGAGGAGCGGCGUAAACUGGCCAUCGAGAGGGAGCGGCUCGAACGGGAGAAGGCCGAGCUGCUGCGCAUGGAACGGGAGCGCCAGAAGCUGGAGCGCGAGAAAAUCGAGCUGGAGCGCCUCGAACUGAAGCGGCAACAGAUGAAGAUUAUGGAGUCCCGUGACGAUACUGGCAAGCGCGGCGUAGCCAAGCGCUCCGACGACCGCUACGGAGACGUAUCUGACCGCAAGCGUACGGCUAUUUUUGAGGCCCCACCGCCACCCAGAUUCGAUGCCAAUCUAGUCAGCUCUCGCAGCACUUACGAUAAGAAGCACGAUGACUACGGUUCGUCGUCGUCUUCGAAGCGCGGCCUGGAUGACUAUUCCAGCUCCAACAAGCGCCUGGACUACGGCAACAAGCGCAACGACUACGGAAGCUCCUCCGGCUCCAAGCGCGGAGCAGUGGACGACUAUUCCAACGUGCCCAAUAAGCGUUCGAGUGGCAACGACUACAGCGGAUCCAGUUCUAAGCACGACUACUCGUCGUCCAGCAAGCGCGAUGACUAUAAGCGGGAGGUGGAGGUUCGUCACCUUCCACUCGCCGGCACCGCCGGUGGCUCCAGCAGCUCCUACCUACACAAGAACAACUCCGGAGGCGGGGCCGGAUCCUACGUCCACAAGAACAACACCAGCGGCGGCGGCGGAGGCGGCAGCGGUGGGCGUUACAACGAGUCGGACCGCGGCAACUCCUCCAACUACAGACGCGACGACACCCACAGCCUGGGAAACAAGCGCUAUGAGAAUUCGAGCAGCGGCGGGGGUGGCUACAGCAGCAACGCAAACAACGUGAAUAUCUGGGCACCGUCCUCCGGCGGCGGCAGUGGCAGCUCCCAUCUCGGCAGCAGCGGCGGCGGCGGCGGUGGCGGCAAUGCAAUGAAGUCUUACGGCAACAACGGCCUAUCCUCGAACAUGCAUAGCAACAACUCGUGGCAGAAGUCCGCCGCCGUCGACGACAACAGCUGGCGUCCGGUGCAGGCUCAAGGUCGCUUCGAUCGCGGUGGCUACAACGAUCGCUCUAGCGGCUACCAGGGCAACAGCGGCACCGGCGGCGCUGGUGGCAUGUACGGAGGUAGCCGGCCCGCGCAAGACCGAUACGGUGGUCAGGUGUCCCGCUACUAGGAGCGUGCAUUUCUCCCCCCUCGCCCCAGCCAAUAAGAACUAUGCAUCGUAACGUAAACAUAAUUGUCUGCCUUCCCCGUCAAGCACCACACCAACCACACUGAUAGACCUUUCCCAAAAAGCGCGUCCAGACGCUACUUUCUAUUUUAGUUCGUUUUAGUUGUAGUUUAAGAUUCUACAAUUACAUUUUGAUCCAAUAAAUGUAUUACUAAUAAUACAAUAUAUGACAAACAUA